This is a messenger RNA of Monascus purpureus, 3573 nucleotides long. The record is from the annotation of a GenBank genome assembly. NCBI's taxonomy places the organism in Eukaryota, Fungi, Ascomycota, Eurotiomycetes, Eurotiales, Aspergillaceae.
GGAGGGUUCAUCUUUCCCACCAUCGUCCCAAUUCCAUUGAAAAAAAAAAACCCUUUCGUUCGGCCGUCAUGAGUCAGGAGUAUUUUGCCGGCCAUGGCGCCUCUUCUGCCGGAGAAGGUUCGUCCAGGCGCCGUGACGAAGAUCCGGUCUUUCCCAGACCACCGCCCGCGUAUAUGACUGUCGGCAAUGGAUCGGCUUCCGAAAAUGCGACAGCUUUGAUGGCCUCCCUAAACGAUGAUUCCGGCUACGGUGGAAGUAUUGCAGGUGACAGUACAGCAGAUGGUGAUGUCCCUUGGCGCUCUGCUCUGAUGCAGGAUCGACCGACCCCGACGCACACGCCUUCGUUCCCCGGAGAAUGGAAUCCAGUCGCGGAACACGAGAGGCAGAUCGUCGCAAGCCAUGUCCACCAGCUAAUGUAUAACUCGAACCGAACUAAGCUGGCCCGCGCCAUUUCCCGUACCGUUGAGACGCUGAAGGAGCUCCAGCAAAUGAACAGUCAAUGGCCGGCUCACUACCCUUCCGUUCAGAACAACUUAAUUUCUAGUCCUGAUCGACCAUUGCUGCGUCAUAGCCGGACUGAUCUGGGAAGGGAAUUCCCUCCACGCCCGGGACAACUCAAGCGCACGGCCACAUCGUUAGGGGAGGAGAACGCGGCCGAAUCAAGUGCAUCUGCAGAGCGUCGCGGUUCGCCCGAACCUCGCUUGAUUACGCCUCAGAUUGCUCAAGAAUUCUCCAUAUUGAAACUAGAUCUGAAACUUGGUUCGAUGUCUCAGGCUGAGCUUGUGCACUCUUUGGAGAAAACCUCAGUGGCUUCUCUUUUGGACGGAAAGAUCAGCCAAAGCAUCAAGCACCUACUCUUACUGCGGGACAGAAUUGAGGAUAUCUCGAGCAAAGUCUUAGUGACAGGUGAUUUGAAUGCUGGUAAAUCCACGUUCUGCAACGCUCUGCUGCGCCGAAAAAUCUUACCCGAAGACCAGCAACCCUGCACUAGCAUCUUCUGCGAAGUCCUUGAUGCACGAGAAAACGGUGGACUUGAAGAAGUACAUGCAGUACAUAAGGAUGCUGAAUAUAACCGCAACGAUGAGAGUACGUAUGAUGUCUAUCCUCUGCGUGAGCUAGAGGAUAUCGUCAUCGAUAAUUCCAAGUACAUGCAGUGCAAGGUUUAUGUGAAGGAUGUGCGGAGUAUUGAUGAAUCUCUUCUCAAUAACGGUGUGGUGGAUAUUGCCUUGAUUGACGCUCCAGGUCUUAACUCCGAUUCGCUGAAGACGACAGCUGUUUUUGCGCGGCAGGAGGAAAUCGACGUGGUGGUUUUCGUCGUCUCUGCUGCAAAUCACUUUACGCUUUCCGCGAAGGACUUUAUUCAGAAUGCCGCUCAAGAAAAGGCCUAUAUGUUCAUUGUGGUUAACGGAUUCGAUCAGAUUCGGGACAAACAGCGGUGUCAGCGGAUGAUCCUGGACCAGAUUGGUAAACUUAGCCCUCGUACCUAUAAGGAAGCCGGUGAACUUGUGCAUUUCGUUUCCAGCAACGCUAUACCUGUUUCGCCAGCGGGUCCUGUCAGUUUCUCUGGGUCUGGCAGCGGUGGAGGUUCUGACCCUUUUGGCGAUGGUCCUGGGGGCGAUGGUGAUGACGAUGGCGAUCCUAACAAGGGUGUGGAGUCUGGUAAUGACAAAGGAAAGGGAAAGGAAAGACAGAAAAUUCAAGACUUCGAGAACUUGGAGGUCUCUCUGAGACGGUUUGUUCUAGAAAAACGCUCCCGCUCGAAACUAGCUCCCGCGAGAACUUAUCUUAUGAACUUGCUCUCGGAUCUAAAUGCGCUGGCCUACGUGAAUCGUGAUGUCGCCGAGGCUGAGCUGAAGCGUGUUACAGAAGAGCUAGCUGAGCUGGAACCGGCUUAUCAGAACGGCAAAAAGAAGAAAUUGCAACUAGGGGAAGAAGUUGAAAAACGUAUUGAUGAUUCUUGCGCCGACGUUUAUGGUUAUACCCGGGUAACUUUGGCGGACACAAUCGCGCAGGUCUCACAGGCAGAUUUAGGUGUCGAAUAUCCUGGCGUAUUCUCGGUAUUCCAAUAUGCGGAAGAUUUAAAAUUGGCAAUGCUCGAAGAAAUCUCCAGCGCGGUUACAGUUUGCGAGGACUAUGCUCGUGAGAAGACAGUACAGGGAGUUGGCUUUAUUCAGAACCUGGGUCUUCUGCACGUUGGAGAAGACAAAUUUGCUCCUCUCAAUUUCAAGGCCAAUAUGAUGUUCCGCCGUGGCCGUCGUCAUACGCUCGCUCGGCAGGUCGACACACCAGUGGAGAUCUGGGACUUCUUUGACAUCGCUGGCCUCUGGGAACGACAAGAGAAAGUGGCAGGAACGGGCAUGGCAAUGACUCUCGUAACUGUCGUUGGUGGUAGAACUUUCGGCGGUGUGAGCUGGAUUAACAACAUACUCAGUGCUAUUAAGUUCCUUGGGCCAGAGAAUUUACGUCGCCUUCUCGUUCCUGGAGUUGCUGCUGCUGCCCUUUUGACCGUGGCAUAUAUGGUCUCUUCAAUCCCAAAAACCCUCCCUUCACGACUCUCGCGUAAGCUCGCGGCUACCCUUGGAGAAAUGGACUAUGUGCACUCCAAUGCAAACCGAAUUUCAUCGGAGGUUCGCCGUAUUCUCCACAUGCCAUCCUCCCACUUGCAAAGUUGCCUCGAACAAGGCAUUGAAGACCUCGCAAAACGCAAGAGCGAGGUCAGCAAGGUGAAAGGUGAAAGUGAAGUUGCCUUCAAGUACUUCGCAAAUCUCCUCAGGGAGAGCGGCGAAAGUCGAAACACAUUGCAACAGAUCGACCUGGACGCUCCAUUGCCAGGUGGAAUUGCGGCUCACUGAAUAGUAUGACUGAUCAGUCAAUCUUCAAUCUGUACAAUAACGAUCCUGUACGAUUUUCUUUUGUUCUACCCGUCAUCUCCUUUGUUAAGAAGAUUUGACGAAUUCUCUGUUUUAUGGUUUACUUAAAUAUCCUCAUAUAGCCCAGACCUUCUUUUCCUCACCCCCGUUUCUUUUCUCUUUCUCUCCAGUCUCCAUCUACUUCUCUAUGCGCGUCAAUACCCUCUGACGGCAUUUAUAAGUGCGAUUUUCCUUUCUAUCUAUUUUCUACUGCUUAUAUGAGCUACCAACACUCACUCGAAACUAUGAACAUGGCCGCAGGACAAGAUUUUGCUGCUUUUCCCUCUACUUCACACCCUUCAAUGCCUUCUCGUGUCCCAUUUUGUUUCGGCUAUUGACACAUAGUUUUCUCUGUUAUGUCAACUGUCUGCCUGUCGGAAUAUCUGGACUUCGAGUGACCGUAUAAUUCUCAAUGGACAGCCUGGUAAAAGUGAAUCGAGGGGUACAUCUAUUUGGAACAAGACACGCUACAAUAAUACCGAUGAGCGGCAAAGUAGAGGGAAAGAUCCAAGAAAAAUCCUUCAAGCAUUACAGUCGCAGCAUAGGCUUCAUCCAGAAAGGGAUAAAUGCGAAGGACGCCACAAGCAAUGCGAUAUGCAUUAUAUCGGACAUAAUACAUGGCCAUAGCUAUUAGAAAAUUAGAAAGAGAAAAAUGGUAUCCUUC